Molecule: messenger RNA, 746 nt
Organism: Salarias fasciatus (jewelled blenny)
Lineage: Eukaryota; Metazoa; Chordata; Actinopteri; Blenniiformes; Blenniidae
Gene: rabif
Product: RAB interacting factor
Exons: 3
Coding region: 156-536 (126 amino acids)
Biological process (GO): post-Golgi vesicle-mediated transport; small GTPase-mediated signal transduction
Cellular component (GO): membrane; cytosol
Molecular function (GO): guanyl-nucleotide exchange factor activity; zinc ion binding
Source: RefSeq, a predicted model, not a curated record
UGUUGAAGAACGGAGGCGUUUUAAGGUAACACAAUCCAGCUACAGUCAAGCUACAAUGCUAGUCUAGCUACACAAAGUGACAGUGUAACGAUUUUGCUGCAGUAUUUAUUGCUCUCUUCAUUUCAACUCAAAACUGGCUGUUUGUCAGGUUCGUGAUGGACGGCAGUCAAGGCGCGGAACGGUCCCACCUAGUUUCAGAGGACGGGAAAAACAGCAAGACGGUCCUGUGUCAACGCUGCGGGUCCAAGGUGCUGUGUCCCGGCAUGGCUGUGUUUGCAGAGAAGGAGCUGUUCCUGCCAUCUAUGCGGAAAAAGAACAGCCUCAGCAGCACAGAGGGCUCAGUGGACGGCGACACCCUGACAGCCCACUGGUUAGUGGACGACAUGUUCAUCUUCGAAAAUGUGGGCUUCACCAACGAUGUGGGAAGGAUCAAGUACCUUAUUUGUGCAGAUUGUGAGAUCGGACCAAUCGGUUGGCACUGUUUGGAUGACAAGACCAGUUAUUACAUUGCCUUGGAGAGGGUGACUCAUGAAUAGUGUGCCCACAAGAACUUUUAAAAACAAUGUGUUGGCAGCCUAUGCAUUGAUUUAAUCGAUUUACUACCAGAGUUGACCUCAAUUCCAUCCGUCACAUACACACACUUUUACAUAUACUGUUAUGUGUACUUUGUUUAUUGACAGGAUCGUGUUACUUUAUUCCUAUCAAGAAUACAAAUAUCCUGUUCAAAUAAAAAAAUGAAAAUUGUC